Molecule: messenger RNA, 4095 nt
Organism: Meloidogyne enterolobii
Lineage: Eukaryota; Metazoa; Nematoda; Chromadorea; Rhabditida; Meloidogynidae
Source: the annotation of a GenBank genome assembly
UGCGGGAACAUUUUUAAUGCUUUUUGUUUUGGAUUCGUUCAAACAAUGGUUUCUAGAGAUUUGACCUGUGACGAAAUUAUGCCUCCUUUGGAUGAUGGAGAAAGUUUGGUUCAAUUGGUUAGGUCAGCAACUUCUACUCCGUCCACAACUCGAUUACCACGCUAUCAACAACCUCAAGAAGUUAGCAAUAAGAAUAAAACAAUUGGUGGCUCUUCAAAAUCAUCUCAUUUUAUUAAUUGUCAGGAUGAUUCUGCAUCUUCAACAAUUAAUUAUACAACGACUGUUCGGGAUGUACUUACUCGACAAAUAAAAAAUUCAAAAUUAAAAAACGAACAUUUGGCUGGAUUUUCUAAUCCAAGAAUUUUGACAUCUGUUCCUAUGCAAGAAGAAAGGACCUCGCCUCCAAUUGUUAUUAAUACUUAUUUAAAUCAUCAUGGCUCUCAUACUCCUUUUAAUUCGUCAAAUGGCCGUGUCGACGUCCACAAACAGAAAAAUUCAUUAAUUACCGCUUCUAAUUCAUUUUCUUCAAAAACUUCUAAUAACUCGUCAAACUCCCAUAAUUAUGCUUCAAUUAAAUCUUUUCCUAGCAAUACAACUUCUUAUUCUUCUUCACAUGGUUCCCAAAUAAUUAAAGUUGCAAAGUUGGAUAAUUCUUCCCAGCAAAAACAGCAUCAAAAAAUUCUCUCCUCUUCAACCUGGGCUUCACAACAACCCAUAGAUUCUUCAAUUAUUUCUCGUAGUCCUCCACAGCAAUUAAUUAAUAAUUAUUCUUUCCAACCAUCCAAAUCUUUAUCUUCUUCGGACAAAUCAACACUUAAUUCUCAAAGUGCCGUUAAUUCUAGUUUACCCCAACAAACAGUUUAUUCUGUCGUAUUACAAAAUCGGUCACACCAACCAACUGAUGAUGAUUCAACAACGCAAGUGACUACAAAAUCUCCAAUUAAAAAAGUUCCAAAUAUUCCACAUACAAGUCCUAGACCUGGAAUUUUGGUUAAAAAUUCUUGGAAUAGUCAAACAACUAAUAAGCGAGUUGUGGGGUGUGUAAUUACUUCAGACAAUUUAUCAGAAAUUAAUUCCUUUACAAAUAAUGGAGCUGUUAUAGAUUUAAUGCCAAAUGGUAGUGGUAGUGUUGAUGAUUUACAAAGGAAGCGUACUAGAAAGCAACAUUUUUGUGAUGGAGAUAUUGCCUCGACAUUGGAUGUUGUUACAUCGCCAUCCGAUAAAUUCAUGAGGAUGGAAGUUUCUGGUUCCCGUCACAGACCAUCUUCUUUUGUUGAAAUCCCUUCAUCUACACAAGAUGGCAAAUGUUUUGAAACUACCACAACAACAUCGAUACCAAUGAAUUCCCACACUGACCCUCAUUCAUUUUCUCCUGUUUUUUCUACUCAUAUUGAACGAAUUCCGAAGAAAAGAGGGCGUCCAAAAUUAUCUAACUCAUCAAUUGAUCAACAAAAACAGCAAAUAAAUUUAUUACCCGAAAAACAAUUUAUUUCUUCGCCAAAGUCUAACCAAAUUUAUUCAACAAAUAUGUCACCAACUACUAUUACUAACAGCAAUAAUCAAUAUUUACAUUUAUCCUCUCCUAACUCGAAUGUUGCUGCUUCUACUAAUUUAGCUUCUUCUAAUUCAACAUUUCAACAAUCCCGUAUUAAAAGGUCUAUAGAAACUGCAGCAACAUUCCAGGCUGAGAUGAAGACGAAACGUAAGUAUCGAAAGAAAACACCUGAAUUGGACCCACAAACGGGUCAAGUUAUGAAGAAAGCGAGGAAAAAAGGGCCUGGACGCAAAUCUAAACGCGAAAUUGAAUUGGCUGCUCAACAGGCGAGGGAAAGUGCAAUUCUUGCUGAAAUGGGCUUUCCGUUACCUAAAAGUGGUAGCUUCUCCAAUUCGACUACAGAAACUACACAACUAAGACAACAACACUUUGUGACGCCUAGCACUUCUGCUAAUGAUUUGACAAACAAUUAUGAGCAUUCUAGACAGCGCGCCGAUCAAGUCUCUCUUGACAACAAAAUUGCUGACGAUGAACAAAUGAGUAUAACUGCUCUUUGUCGUUUUCGUACAAAUAGUGAGCAUCAACAAUUAUUGCGAAGACGGAGAUUAACGUUCUCAAACUUUGUUGACUCUUCUGAUAGAACUCUUGAAUCUUUCGUGAGGCCAAAAUUUCAUUCAAUGUGUGAAAUAAAAAGUAAUGAUCCUGAAGCUGAACAUUUUGUGCCACCAAUUGCCUCAACAAGCCAGCAACAAUUUGAAUACUCUCCUUUGCCUUUUGCCGAAUCUGAAAAUACAGAUUUGAUGAAACUUUUAAGUAACUUCAGUACUGAUAUUAAUACCUCACUUGGACAGAAGGAGUUGAUGGAAUAUCGAGAAAUGUUGAUUUCACUUCUUACUGAAAAGGAAACAGUGUCUGAAGCAAAGAGCACUCAAAAGGAUUCUCUUCGAUCAAGCAUAAAGUCAAGAUUGUCAGAUUACUUGAGGAAUGAACUUUUGGAUGAAGAGAAGGAAGUUUCCUGUAAUGUUUUUGAAUCUCAAGAACAGAUAAAAUCUGCCUUUGAUUGCCUCAAUUUACUUCCAAAUGCCUGUGUAUAUUUUAAUAAAUCUAAACAACUUUUGGAUUUAAUAAGAAUAAAAAUAUUGGCUCGAUAUCUUUAUAGGAAUUUAACUGCAGAAUUUAGCAAAAAGAUGGAUUCAAAUAAACAAAGCUUGCCAAAACUAGUUCCUCUUUCAUCGUUUAAUACACAAAACUUUACAGCAACAAAACCAAUAAAUUUAUUAUUUGAGAAAAAAAUUGAAGAAAUGAUUGAUUCUAGAAGUAAGGGACUUGAUAUUUUUUCGUUGGAAGAGAGGGAAGGAAAUGUUGAUGAAAAGGGUUUUGAAAAGGUUGAGAUUGAAUCUGCAUUGGAUUUAUUGAAGAAUUUAAUGGAAAAAAAAUCUUCAUCCGGCAAUCUACAAUCUUCCAACGAUCCUUUCAUUAAUUCGCCACAUUCAUCAAAUAACAAUGAUGAUUUGAAUUCAUCGAUUUAUGCGAAUUCUCAAAAUUCUUUGCCUAUUGAACUUUUAAAUAUUACUAGAAGUCAAAAAGAAAAUAAACAAAAAAGGAAAUUAAAUAAAAGAUUUGGUAUAGAUUUUAAUCAAGUAAAUAAAGAAGAAAAAAUAGAAGAUGAUUUAACUGAUUGUGAUAAUUCUAAUGAAGUUGAAAGUCUUAAAUCUUUUAUUCAACAAUUAAAUUCACUUCGUUGUCAUUGGAAUUUUUCCUUUCAACAUAUUGAACGGUUAAACAAUGACAUUCAAACAUUAUUGGAAAAUGAUAAAAAUGAUGAAAGAAUUCAAGAAAGAAGGCAAUUAACAACGAUAGAGGGUGAAAAGAAGAAAAAUAACAAAGCUCUACCACCACAUAAGACUAGCUCAUUACUUUUCCAACCUUCAAAUGAAUUUGUUGAACAAAUUUUUAAGGAUGUUCUCGAUAUGAAAUUAAUGGAAAAUAACCAACAAACAGAAAAUCUUCCUUCAACCUCAUCUUCUAUUCCUUCAAAUGAUCAAUCAACAACAAUAAAGAAGCAACAGAAACAUCAAAGUGAUCAAAGUUCAUCAACAGAGGAGAAUCUAACAAAAACAGAUUUAUCUUCUCUUAUGCUUUUACAAAAUAUUGAUGAAAUGCUUGAUUCCACCGAAUAUAUCUCAUCUUCAUCAAGAGAAAAGUUGAGUUGUAAAUAUCGCGGGAUAUUGGAACGGAAUAAAAUUGUUGCUAAAAACAAACAAGAAGGUCAACAAAAUAUUAAACAAAUUCAAAAGAAACAAUUACCUCAUUAUACAGAUGACCAACACGAUACGUUCCUUAAGAGACAAAUAAAACAAACACAUGAAAUUAGUAAAACAACAAUUGGUUUAAUGCGAGAUCGUUCAAAAUUAAUUAAUUCUUGUGUUGACUGUAUUCACGAAUUAAUUAAUCAACCUCAAGAUAAUACAACUUCAAAGGAAACAACAACAAAUUCAUCCAAAACAACAACAACAAAGAGAGCUGCUCAUCAAAAAGCGCUUUUUAUAAUGGCAACCACAAAUUCAUCCUCUUGUGUAAAUUCUUCUGAGAAUGAUUAG